Plasmodium vivax (malaria parasite P. vivax) is the source of this 4052-nucleotide messenger RNA. RefSeq lists its product as hypothetical. The record is from RefSeq and is a predicted model, not a curated record. Bases 291 to 4052 code for a protein of 1253 amino acids. Gene Ontology annotation, molecular function: protein binding. Gene Ontology annotation, cellular component: mitochondrion. The transcript has a single exon. NCBI's taxonomy places the organism in Eukaryota, Apicomplexa, Aconoidasida, Haemosporida, Plasmodiidae.
ACAGAAGAAAACACAGAGGAAAGGAACAUAAAUUGUCACUUUAAGAUGAAUAACUCGAAAUAAACGAGUUACCUUUUGUGUAAAUGUACAAAAAAGGGGAAAGCGAAAGAAGGGGGGGAAACAAAAAACCCUUUUACACAUACAAACAAAUUUUUGCAAACGUACAUGCGGGGGAGGAACACAGUUAUAUGAUGCGAGUGCUACCAUCAGAAGCCUGCCUUCCGCUUGUCCUGCGCCAGGGGAAGUGAACCUGAAGAGAAACACAAAAGAGAUCCAAAUUUUCGAAAAUUAUGAAUGAGAGGAUACUAAAGAAUAUUUGGAAGUGCGAGUCAUCAUGUCUAUUAAGCAAAAAUAAUUUUAACGCAAGUUUGGUUUCCACAUUUAAAAUAUCGCGAUGUGGCACGUUACUUCUGGAGGGGAAAAAGAAGUUGGCGGCGCUUGGCGGUGGAAGCAGUUCCGGAGUAGUGCGCGGGAGUAGCGAAAGGAACGAUCGUCACCAGGAGAAGAACGAACUUUCCGAUGGUGCAGCGCCAGCUGUCUGUGCCAGGGGCGCACACAGUAAUGAGGGGAGCUGCAGUGGUGAAGGCCCGCCGCUAACAGGGACACACUAUGCCUUCCGCUUUGACAAGGGCGCCCGAAUGCUGCGCGCUGGGCGGAACGCGGACUCCUGGAAGAAACCUCCCGUUAGUUCGUACUCAACGGUGAGAGGGGGGAAAGAGGAUGCCAAUGCGGGUGCCGCCGAGGAUGCAAAUAGUGGGUCACUCGAGAAGGGCGACCCGGCACCCCCCAUGUGUGAGGACAAUCCACAUGUUGAAAGGGGCAAUCAGUCUGACUGCAACCAGGUGGGUCUCAAUGGCAACGCGCAGCAAACCGAACAGGGAGAGCAACCGUCCGAAGGCCACGACGCCGAUUUGCAGAGGAGUGACCCCCCAAGCGGCAGUGACGAGGGGAAGGACGAACUAUCCGAGAGGAUAAAAAAAAAAAACGAAAUAAAAAAAGUGUUAAACAUAAUAUUUUGCUCCUCCAUUCCCAUGAUCGGGUUCGGGUUCAUGGACCAGUUUAUAAUGAUCCGUUUGGGAGACAUUUUCGAUGCAUCUAUCGGAGUGUCUUUCGGGAUUUCAACCCUAUGUGCAGCUUCCUUUGGCCAACUAUGCAGUGACACCUUCGGAAUCUUUUUUGGCUACGUCUUAAAUUAUUUAUUACAAACGUAUAAGGUCAUCCAGCCAGCCAAAUUCGACGUAAAAAAUAAAGUGUAUCAACAUUGCACCUUAGUGGGAUCCGUGUUGGGGAUUCUACUGGGUUGUGCCCUUGGGAUGUUGCAACUCAUUUUUAUAGACACUACAAAAAGUGAAAGAUUAAAAAAAAAAAAAGAAUUAGAUUUCAUAUUCCAAAUGGUCAUGUGUGAUUGUUCAAACAUUUUAAACUGCGAAACGUCUACGCUGUUUCUCUACGAUAAGGCCAAAAACGAAUUAUGGAGCAAAGCCAUACAUGGGAGAAAAAACAUCAUCAAAAUUUCUGCUAAUAGUAAUGAAAAAAGUUUUAACCUUUGGGUUCUGAGGAAUAAAGAAAUAAUUAACUGCAAGGAUGUCCUUAAUAAUGAACUGUAUAACCCCUCACAUGAUGAGAAAUUUAAUUUCAAAACGAGGACCAUUUUGGCGGCACCCAUCUUAGAUCGAAAUGAUGAAGUUGUUGGCGUUCUUAUGUUCCUCAACAAACUGAGGUCCCAUGGUGGGUACUUCACCCGAAAUGAUGAAAAGCUAGCCGAGAUGAUGAGCAAACAUAUUUCCAUCUUCAUGGAGAAAUUUAAUUAUAUCAGCGAAGGGGAUAAAAAAAUGAUCGUCUUCGAUAAGGAGAAGAGCGUUUCCCGCGAGGGGGAGGAAGAGGAGGAAGAGGAGGAGGAAGGGGACCCUCCUGUGCCUAGCAGCAGUUUGCACCACAACCAAGCGGCGGGUGAACUCACAAAAGAACACACACAUGGGGGAGCCAAACCGCAAGACAAACAUCCAGCGAAAGAACGGAGGAGAAAAAGAAACCAAAAGAAAAUGCUCCACUAUCAAAUUUCCCAAAUAGAUGAAGAUGACAAAAUUUUCGACGAGGGAAGCGAAAAUGAGAACUUAAAGCGGUUUGAUGAGUACUAUGAUGAGAAGGCGGAGGAGGAGGAGGACGACGUGUACGACGAUGAGGACUACGACGAGGAUGAGGAGGACGUGGAGAGGGAGGAAGAGGUCUGUAAAGCAACCCAGCCUGGUAGGGAGCCCACCGAAAAGGGGCAAACUGACAAAGUGGACGAUAUCCCGCGUGAAGCAAUAAACCUGUUGCCCAUUUCAAAAGCGGGGGCGAAGAAAAGCGAACAGCCAUUUAGCGAUUUCCUAGUGGAAGAUCACUUUAACGAUCGAAAGGAGCAUCUCGUUGUGGGGCAAAACAUUUCAAAGGAGUGGCAAGCAGACCGAGUUAACUGCAAACUGGAGAUGAUUAACCGGGGGGACGACCAAGGCGAACCGCAGAAACUCUCCAUUUUGAGCAUAGACAAGAAGGCAACAAAUCACGCGCAGAAGGGGGGCCCCUCCUCAUUCGGGGAUGACAACUCGGGGGGGACUCUCCCCGUGUCGUCCCAUCCUCGCAUCAUUGAAGGAAGGGCCACUAGUGAGAACCUCCCCGGUGAGCGUAACAGAGACAGUGCCGCCAAUCACCACACACACACUGAGCGCAGCAACGAGGGGGAAAGGGAACCCCCCAAUUUGGACACACUACCGAUUAUCCCCCACGUGGAAAACCUUUUUAAAAAUCGCAAAAAGGGCAACUACAACUUUUACGAAAAGAAUUUUGAGGAAAGUAUUAACUUGGGGAGCAGGUGGAAGAAGCUUAGCGGAGCUUCCUUAAGCACCAUGUUGAGUGGCGGUGUUGCUGAGGAGGGGGGAGCCCCCCCUAGUUGGGCAACUGCGGAAGUUAGCCACCCCCAUGUUGAUGGGGCGGACCGCUACCUUGAGGACGCUGCAGGGAGUGGUGCCCCUGGCCACUCGAGCGACGGGUCAUCUCUCUACAACGGCAGCGUGUCGCCAGAUUACAGCUACUACUACGACAUCGAGCACACGAGCGACUACGGCAACCUGUACGCGAAGGACUUCUCCAGUGGGGUGGCGGCGCACGACGCGUUCGAGCAUGAGCGAAAGAAGGCACAGAACGACUCCAUCGAAAGUUACCACCGAGGGUACAACAGCGCCAUUCUGAGCGAAACCCUGUGUAGGAACUCGUCCCUCUCCGUGGCGAGCGGCAUCAAGAAAGAGCCUUUCAAAAGGCACAUGCAGAACUACGUAUAUACGAAGGGGGUCCUAUUGAGGAACGCAGCCCUUCUGGAGGGCGCGGGAAAAAUGUACAGCUCCAGUGCAUACAACUCAGAAAAGUACUUUUCACACAUCCACUUUGCGAAAAUAUUUAAUAUGGUCUCUGAGAAAAAGAUGAAUAUAAAAAAUUUCAAAAUUUUAAAAAAUAUUUACAAAUACAAUUUAAGUAAAAUUUUUAGUAACCAUUAUAAGUACAUAAUUGUGAAGAAAAAAAAAAAACUGCGCAAGUUCUGCUACACACUUAAACAUUUUGAUAUUUGCAAAGUGGACCAUUUCUGGUUUAAUAUAUAUUGCCAAAAUGAGUUGAAAAAAAUUUUCUUUCGAAAUUUACAUUUCAUAAUCGAUUUACAUAAUACACGCAUUGUAGAUUUUAAACUCAUCAACAAUUAUAUACUUUAUAAAAUUUACGAAAAUACCACUGUCAGUCGUCUCGCGCCAAGCACAUGUUACAACAUUAAAACAAUUGAUUUUUUCUUUAAGGAAAAUUUGUACCUUUUAAAUAAAAGCACUAUGAAUGAUAUCAUUUACAAGUACAUCAUUUUUUACUACUGCAGAAAGAAGUUGCGGAAAAAAAACUUUAACUAUUAUAAUUACCAGGACAUGUACAUCGCGGAGAACUUCUUCGGCCAAAACACACACACCAAGAAGGUCCCCAAAAUUCUCGAUGAGGACCUGGGCAAGAAGAGCGCCAUAGUCACCGUGGAUAGGUAG